Molecule: messenger RNA, 3220 nt
Organism: Numida meleagris (helmeted guineafowl)
Lineage: Eukaryota; Metazoa; Chordata; Aves; Galliformes; Numididae
Gene: SELENOS
Product: selenoprotein S
Exons: 6
Coding region: 71-655 (194 amino acids)
Biological process (GO): retrograde protein transport, ER to cytosol; endoplasmic reticulum unfolded protein response
Cellular component (GO): endoplasmic reticulum membrane; Derlin-1-VIMP complex; Derlin-1 retrotranslocation complex
Source: RefSeq, a predicted model, not a curated record
GGCGGUGGAGGACGAGGAGGGCGGUGAUUGGCGGCGGGGCCGCUCCCGGACGUGAGGCGGCAGCGGGGCCAUGGAGCUGGGGGACCGCGGCGGGGCCGGGGCCGGGCCCGGCCCGGGGAAACCGGCGCUGGAGCGGGAGGGCCUCGAGCUGCUGCAGCACACGGUGGGCGCCCUGCUGUCCAGCUAUGGCUGGUACAUCCUCCUGGCCUGCGUCGCCAUCUAUCUCAUCGUCCAGAAGAUAUCCCAAAACUUGAGGAUGAGGCCCAACAGCCAGCAAGGAGCCGCUGGCGCAGCUGUCGAACCUGACAUGGUGGUAAGAAGACAAGAAGCUUUAUUGGCGUCUCGCCUCAGGAUGCAAGAGGAGUUGAAUGCACAAGCAGAAAGAUACAAAGAAAAACAACGACAGCUUGAAGAGCAGAAGCGAAGGCAGAAGAUAGAAAUGUGGGAAAGUAUGCAAGAGGGAAAAAGUUACAAAGGCAACCUGAAACUGAGUCAGCAAGAAGCAGAAUCUGGUGCCUCCACCUCAUCAGCAGUCCCAAAAUCUAAACCAAACAAAAAGCCUUUGCGAGGAGGUGGCUAUAACCCCCUGUCUGGAGAAGGAGGAGGAACUUGUUCCUGGAGACCAGGCCGCAGAGGCCCCUCAGCGGGUGGAUGAGGCUAACCUGCCUAGUGUCCCACGUCACUAGCAGGCUUCAUCACACCCACUGUCUGACUGCCUACAGGUUGCGUGUCACAGAGACUCUUUGGGGAUCUGCUUUGGCGCAGGUGUUAACUUAAAACGAAUUUAUGCAAUUUCCAAAUAUACACAGCAGCUGAUAGUACACAAGAAAAACACCUGGUCCUCUUAGAGGGGAUGAAGAAAGAAGUAAUGUCAGUGUAAUCGGUUUGGUUUUUUUUCUCUUCUUAAGAGAGGAAGCACAGUCUCCAGCCAGGAUGUAUCACUUGUGGUUGUGAGAGCUGGGUUCUGUGGCUGGCCAUGCGAAAGACUGGCCUCAAACAAAUGAAUGGCUAGACCUCAGUUUAGCUGCUUAAAAUGAGGGAAUUUGCCAACCUUAGACACAUGUAAUGGGAUUGACUUGUUUGGCUGGAAGGUCUUUAGGAGGGAAGAAUAUUAUCACUGGCAGGCGGCUUCAAUUUUGGGAGGAGGGACUUUGGGAAAACCUGGGUGAACUGACCAAUACCUUGGGUUUGCACCAAAAGCUAUUUAUUGUGGAAGAGUCUCUGUGACAAGCUGCUUUGAAUGACGUUCUCCUUACAAAUGGUAAACAAACCAAUGAGGAUUACUGAUGCUAGACAGCAGAUGGGGGUUUCUUGCUAUUCUUUUUUUUUUUUUUAAUUUUCAACUGCUUUGUAAAAACAAUACAAUUAAUAUUAAAUAUAAUUGCAAACAAACCGUAAAUCUAGUAUUUACAAUCUUGUGGUUUUCUGCAGCAUCUUUUUUAUAUGGAAGGCAUAUGUUCUAGGGCAAUAAAUGCGACUAAAGCAGAACGCUGAAGCGUUUUGUGUAUGCGUGUAAAGCAAAACAUGUGUGAGAUCAAAUGAAAUAGUUUUCAUUUGGUUAUCUCCAUAAACAAGAGCUGUUUUGUUGGUUUAUUUUUCAACUAUUCCUUUGGUUUUUAGCAGUUUUGUUUUCUUUAGGUGUUCUGUGUUCCCAGUUAUGCUUUCUGGAAGAAUCACCUUCGGGUUAAGAUCGAAUCAAAUUUCCUCAGGUUUAGGAAGUGAAACUCCCCAUUCCCUUCCCCACCUCCAGUGAUUCUGACAUGGGAUGGGCUGUUUGCAGUUGUUCAGCACUUCAUCCAUAGCUGAAUUUAAAUGAAGAAAAUACGUAACAAAGACUUUUGCUCUUAGCAGAGCAGGGGGGUUCUUUCCAAAUUGCUGCUAACAAAUACAGUUUGAGGAGGAGAGUGUACACAGGCAUGGUCAACUUGAACACUGCAGGAUGUUCAGAGGGGAAGAGAAGCCCAAACUGUGCUGAGACCUGUGUGGUGUCUUGUUUCCUGGCAGCAGCACCGUGCAUAGCAUUAGCCAUGCGGUAUCACGGUUACACCUCGGGAAUGCAAAGAACUUACUGCUCUGUUUUCUGUUCUGAAGGUAUCUCAGGAUGUGAAUUGACAGUCUGGCUGCAUGGCUGUCCUGAAUAGCCCUGCUAGAUUCUGAUGUGUGUUCUUACCUUCCUGUCAGCUCGUGUUGCACGUAAGCUGGUUUGUUUUGUUGGUUUUUUUUCCCCCUGGAAAGGGCCUGUGUGGAGGACCAAGGACCAAAUGUGUCAGAUUUUCAGGUGAGAGACUGUAAGGGCUAAAUAACAGAAGCGUGUGGUGUCUUCAUCCUUCUGACAUAUAUCCAGCAAUGUGGACAGAAAAUAAAAUUGCAAUUGGUCAUUGUAAGAAUGCUUUUCAAUCCCCCUCCCCCCUCAUCGUCCUGUUGCUCUCUCUGGCACAAAUGCAAAAGAUGACUAAAAUCCAGGCUGCCCUUGAUGAAGAGUGAAAUAGUUCUCAUCUGUGUGUGUCUGACUAUGGAGUUUGUAUGUAGGCAUUGUGUUUUAUCAGUAUUUUGUUAGUGUAGUUUAGGGCUGCUAGAGAACUUGCUUCUAAAUGCUUAUGCUUGGAAUGUUCUGUCAGUGUGUAUGAUUGCUAGCUUUGAAUACACUGUAUAGAUGCAGUUUGCUCUGCUUGUCACCUGAUCCAUCAUUUUCUGUUGAAUGUAAAUGUAACAGUAGCGUGUUACUCCUGAGUUUUAAAGUUGCCAGCUAACAAGAUGGAAAAGUGAAGAACCUUUUACUCCAGACCUACAGGUUUGUGUUAUAACACAUGUAGGAGAUGAAGUGAAAGGCUAUUAAUGGAAAUGAGAAGUUUUUUCAUUUCCUGACUUCUGCACAUUUUGAUAGCUUAACUUAAAUUUCCGUUAUUGUAACAGAGUGCAAUGUGUAACUUCAGGGUUUCGUCUACAUUAAAGCAAAAAGAAAACAAGCAGAGGUGGGGAAAGAUUUUCAAGAUCUUCAUCAGUAAAGACAGCUGAGUUAUCUUAUCUGUGCCUAUGGCAAAUUCUUUCUCCUUGUGUUUGGGGAAACAAGCAACAGUCUUGGAGUUGUCUUCAGAAAAACAUCUAGGGGAGAUCAUUGUCUUAAAGCUACAGAAUUCUUUGUGUUGAUAAAAUGGUGAAGAUGGGUUGAUUUAGUUCACUAAAAACUUCUAAAGGAAUAAAUAAACAGGUCUGCACUGAG